AUGAGAACACUUAAUAGCACCCCCGAUCACCUAAAUGGCUUUGUUCUGGUAGGCUUUUCUGAAUGGCCCCGACUCGAAAUGGCUCUUCUUGUGGUUGUCUCCAUCUUCUAUAUACUGACCCUCUUUGGGAAUUCAGCUAUUAUCAUUUUGUCCCGCCUGGAUCCUAAACUUUACACCCCCAUGUAUUUUUUCUUGGCAAAUCUUUCCUUUUUAGAUCUCUGCUAUACUACUUCUACUGUCCCCCAGAUGCUGAUAAAUAUACAGAGCCAUAAGAGAAGCAUCAGCUAUGUUGGCUGCAUAGCACAACUGUUCAUCUUCCUUAGCCUGGGAUCUACAGAAUGUGUGCUUCUCUCCAUCAUGGCCUUUGAUCGCUAUGUGGCUAUCUGCCAGCCUCUACGUUACACAGUUAUCAUGCAUUCUCAGCUAUGUCAACAGCUGGCAGCAGUAGCCUGGAUAACUGGUUUCAGCAACUCCUUGGUGCAGACAGUGUUGACUUCUUUGUUGCCUCGUUGUGGCCAAUACCAGAUAGAGAAUUUCUUCUGUGAGGUACCUGCCAUGCUUCAGUUAUCAUGCGUUGACACCUGGGUCAAUGAGGUAGAGAUGUAUGCUGCUGUGGUUGUCAUAAAAGUUAUCCCCCUUGGGUUAAUU
Molecule: messenger RNA, 648 nt
Organism: Cricetulus griseus (Chinese hamster)
Lineage: Eukaryota; Metazoa; Chordata; Mammalia; Rodentia; Cricetidae
Source: RefSeq, a predicted model, not a curated record